Cannabis sativa is the source of this 1305-nucleotide messenger RNA. RefSeq lists its product as uncharacterized. The coding region runs from base 493 to 1305 and encodes 270 amino acids. The record is from RefSeq and is a predicted model, not a curated record. The transcript has 2 exons. NCBI's taxonomy places the organism in Eukaryota, Viridiplantae, Streptophyta, Magnoliopsida, Rosales, Cannabaceae.
GGAAAUUUGAUAAUCUAUGCUUAAAAAUUAAACAUGGUGUUUAAUUAUCCCAAAUAAUAACACAUAAAAAAAAUAUACCUAUGUUUCAAUUGUCUUCCAAAAAUACCCCCAUCAUUUCAAUUCCCCCCAAUCUCUCUAACUUCCCUCUCUCUCCUGUCUCUCUUCCUUUCUCGGUUCAAACUCAGCCAACCCAACCACCGCACCAUUGUCUCCCUCUCUCUCCUCACCACCGCACCAUUAUCACCACCGCUCGACCCAGACGACAGACGAACCCAGCCGACCCACACGACCCACGAACCCAGUCGACCCACACCACCCACGAACCCAGUGGACUCACGAACCGUCGAACCCAACGCACGCCGUCCACCCACACGACCCACACGAACGGCGAACCCAACGCACGCAGUCGACCCAACGGACGCAGUCGACCCACACGACCCACACGAGACCCACUCCGAGGAGAAAUCGUCCCAAGCACAAUCCACGAACCAGAUGGCUCCAGAACUCAUUCUCCCCUUGGCUGAGCAUUUUCCUGGGCGUAUCACUUACCGAGGAAAUGGGUACUUUGCUUCUAUUAAAGCAAAGUUUGAAGCCUUUAACCUGACCGAGAGGGUGAAGGAAACUCCUUUUGGAGUUUUUUGGAAUGCGAAUGAACUGAAAUUCUCCGGGGUGAUUGUGCAUCAACUACUGUUGAGGAAAAUGAAAGUGACUGAGGUAAAGAAUGAUGAAGUGUGGUUUUACGUGGGUAAAACCGAGGCCAGAUUUGGAAGAUCUGAGUUUGGAUUGAUUACGGGACUGAAGAUGAGCGGUGGCCCCUCGACUGAAGAAUUGACUACACUAUGUGAGUCUGAUCGGAUAUUGCGGGACUACCUCAAUAAUGCCAAACGGGUCACUUUCAAAACCCUUUGGCUAGCUUUUGAGGCGUGCGAUGUGGCCGACGACGUGUACAAGCUGGGGCUGUGUGCAUUUGUUGAAGGAGUGCUACUAUCAAGGGCUGAGGGUGUUUAUAUAUGGUCGGAUAUGCUGAAGUUAGUAGAAAACGAGGAGAAGUUCUUCGAAUAUCCGUGGGGCCUUCUUUCAUAUCAGAAGUUGUUGUCAUCCACAGCCAAAAGUAUGACUGACCUGAGGAAGAACUACCUUGAUAAAUCUACUAAGGAUAAGAAGAAAGGGAAGAAGGAGAAAAAAAUUACUCAACCAGAGGCGAAGUACAAUGUCUACGGAUAUGCACCGGCGCUACAAUACUGGGCCUUUGAGGUGAUGCAAGAUUUGGGGAAGAAGUACGGCAAGGUGCAAGGUAGGGACUAG